Messenger RNA from Lindgomyces ingoldianus, 2118 nucleotides. RefSeq lists its product as uncharacterized. The coding region runs from base 1 to 2118 and encodes 705 amino acids. Gene Ontology annotation, molecular function: DNA-binding transcription factor activity, RNA polymerase II-specific; transcription cis-regulatory region binding; zinc ion binding. The transcript has 6 exons. Gene Ontology annotation, biological process: positive regulation of transcription by RNA polymerase II. The record is from RefSeq and is a predicted model, not a curated record. Gene Ontology annotation, cellular component: nucleus. Lineage: Eukaryota; Fungi; Ascomycota; Dothideomycetes; Pleosporales; Lindgomycetaceae.
AUGCUCGCUUCAUCCUCUUCCUCUCCUCUUUCCAAAAGGAACGAAAGGCCCUCCCGUUCGGGUACACCGACCAUUUCCCCUCCAGAUGAUCUUGAAGAGAUCUCGGAUGUACCGUGCUACACAUGCAGGCGGCGGCACGUUAAAUGUGAUCGUACGUUGCCAGCAUGCGCCAAAUGCGCCAAAAAGGGCGUACCAUGUCUUGGGUACCUGAAGCCGUUGAGAUGGGCCGAGGGUGUGGCUGUUAGAGGGAAGCUCAAAGGGAAGUCCCAACCGGUUGUGGACAGCCAGGUUGUGAGCAUCGUGCAGAAUACGAUGCAAUUUUCGUCCAACUCUGCGAUGCAAGAAGCAGCACAUUUUGGACUCCAUGCCACGGAUAAUUCUUUGACUGAUGUUGCAUCAACCGACGCUAAACUUUUGGAGUUGAUGACAUAUCAUAACAAAGAAAUGUGUUCCGAGACAGUCACGUUUGAGCAAACGAAAUUUAUCAACCGGGCAAUUGCACCUCUUUCAUUCGACCUUAUUCAGAAGCUCCCUAAAGACAUUGUGAAUUGCAUUCUUGGGAAUGCUGCCGUCCAUAUGGCCUCACGGCAGCCUGAAAACAUGCAAUUGGAAAGGCUUGCGCUAGAGACAAAGGUCAAUGUAUUCCAGAGCUUCAAUCGAUUAUUGCAGAGUCCACAAAAUCAGCAGCCUGAUGUCAUUAUCUGUUGCGGCAUAUUGAUCUAUGCCAUGGACCUAUUCGAGUUUGGGAUGAGUAGAUGGAUGGUGCAUUUUCUUGGUUCCGUGCAGGUCAUGGCUUCUUUUGGCGGUAUUGAAAAUCUCUGGACGUAUUAUCCGCAUUUACAACUUCCUUUGACGCACGUCGCGCACUUCGAAACGAUGUGGAUCAUCCUUUCGCAUCUUCCAAUCACGAAGACAAAGCAAGCAUCCCGAAAAUCUGUCGAGAUGCUGUGCGAAGCCCAGUUCGUAAAACGCAAAUUCUACAACCCUUGUCCAACUCCUCUCACGCUCGUUCUAUGGGACGUUGGGGCAUGCGCUUCACGGCUAUUAAGAAAUCGCACUUCAGCUAUGCCAGAAGACCUACACAAACGUGAACAAAUCCUCCUCGAUGUACUCGCAUUCCGGCCUGAGGAUGGGACAAAGGAUGUACAAGAAUCUUACUACAAGGACAUCCCUGUCACCGAGCAAAGACUCCGAUGCUGGGAUUUAAUCAGUACGGCAUGGAAAGGAGCUGUGACCAUCCUCGUGCUUCGAUAUUUGUUCUUUGGGAGACCCAACCUUACGCCGCAAUCACCUAUUCAGAGAUCACGAACGCCGCCGAUCGCAACCAGAGCAACCUCAUGGUUUACUUCUCGAGGAGACUCUGGCCUGUACCAACAUGGGAUGGAGACCCUCGGUCUUGGGGAUUUUCUGGAAGAUGGGGAGGGGAAUCUUCCAGAGAACCUGUCUGCUAACCUGAACAUCGACGACCCACUUUCCCGUGGACCUUCGCCAGUACCGUUUUCUGAGCCCCCGACAUCAAGCCUUUGGGGCAACCGCUACGAGAUUCACAAUGAAGCGUUUUCCGCCCUUUCGACAAGCUUUUUCUCCCUCUAUGAAAAUCUCGAUCCUGUAUACCUCCGCUACAUCACCCUCCCGCUACUCAUACUUGCACUUGUUAGUCGAGAUGGGAGUGCUGAGCGUACACUCUGUUUCUCAUACUUCAACAAGUUCAAGCAAUUCAUGGUGACCAACUACCCUCCCCGAGCUCCAGAUGCCAAUCCGUACUCUCGUGAGCGAGCGACCAGAUCGCCAAGCCCACAAGGAGGUGAACAGCUAGAAUUUGACGUCCCAUGGGACAAGCUAGAUGCUUACUCUGCGGCCGUCGAACAGGGAAGGCAGUCUGGAGGGUACAUGCAAGGGGACGGUGGGCUUACUGCCGGCGCACCGGAGUGGAACUGGUGGGAUAUGCUGAACACUUUGAAAAUGGACCUCGUGUGGCCAUGCACAUCUGGAACUUCACAUCUCGAGCGCGGAACCGAAUUCUGGGCUUUCAAACUCAUCUCUUCAGUCGUCAAUGAUGAGUGCUUCUCGAAUUGGACUGGCGACCUGACCACUUCGCAAGGACCGCCCUCUUCGUAG